Molecule: messenger RNA, 1191 nt
Organism: Gongylonema pulchrum
Lineage: Eukaryota; Metazoa; Nematoda; Chromadorea; Rhabditida; Gongylonematidae
Source: the annotation of a GenBank genome assembly
AUGGGUCGAUCGCUUGUUAGGCCGCUGAGGUUUCUGCUUCUGAUGGUGCUUAUUUUAUCGGACUGUCAACGGGUCGAAUGGGAUGCUUCUAAUUUCCCGAAUCCUACAACAGUUGAUUUUAAACGUUGUAAUAUGCGAACAACAGCAAACAUCUGCGAUCCAGACAAAGUGCUUACCGAAUCACAGCGAUAUCGUCUGAAUCACGAAUUGCACCAACUGGAAUCUCGGACAAGACAGGAUCAUGCUCCAGAUUUCUGUCAAAAGAAAGGAAUUACUGCUGCGAUGGCAAUUGUCAAGCACGUUCGAGGCGGUUCGGAUGCGACCAUUAAAGAAAUAGCAAAUGCAAUCCUUCGGAAAUGGACGCUGGAUGAGCAGUGCCAGAAGUCGGUGGUUAUUGUCGUAGCAACAGAAGACCAUCGUUUUUGGGCAGCACGCGAUGAUCGAGUUCCUGUUUAUGGCCAGGAAUUUGAUCAGAUAUUCUCAGAGCAGAAGGAGCUUUUCCGGCAAGGUAACUAUCCUCAAGCACUGGGCAAUAUUCUGCAGCAGACAUGGAGCAAAGCGCUUUCAAAGCAGGGAGCAGGAAGCCGUGAGCCAGCCGAUGGAAGAGGUAGUGGUGCCGGUCGAGACGGCUUCGGACCACCAGUUGGCCCGCCACCACCUGUCGAUAUCCGUCCACAGCCAGGCGGUGGUAAACAUGAAGGACUGUUACCGAAAAUACCAUUUUGGGUUUGGCUUGCACUUAUCCUUAUUAUCAUACCAUUGCUGUGUUGUUGUUGCAUAUGCUAUUGCUGUUUUUGCAAAAAAAGCAGUAGUCCGCGGCGACAGGGGCCAUCAGACAUCGAAGGUGCAGGAGGAGUCCCGAUGGGCGGUGAUGGAGGUGGAAGACCUGGAGGCAGAAGUACUGGUAUGAAUAGCUUCCUUGGCGGAUUGGGUGGUGCUGGAAUAGGCCAUUUAGCUAGUCGAUUUCUUAGUGGUGGUGGAGGUGGUGGCGGUUUGGGUGGUCUGUUUGGUGGGAGCGCUGGUCGUCGAGGCGUUCCAACCGACCCAGACUAUCAGGGUGGCGGUGCUUAUCCGGCUGCGCCGUUUCAGCCAGCCCCUAAAGCUGGAGACUACGGGGGUGGUGGUGCUGGCGGGAAAGGACUUUAUCCAACAGCAGCUGUUCGUGAUGAUGGUGGCGGUGGUGGCUGGUAG